This is a messenger RNA of Fimicolochytrium jonesii, 2065 nucleotides long. Its product is annotated as glucose-6-phosphate dehydrogenase. Lineage: Eukaryota; Fungi; Chytridiomycota; Chytridiomycetes; Spizellomycetales; Powellomycetaceae. The coding region runs from base 320 to 1846 and encodes 508 amino acids. Gene Ontology annotation, biological process: pentose-phosphate shunt, oxidative branch; glucose metabolic process. The transcript is spliced from 6 exons. Gene Ontology annotation, molecular function: NADP binding; glucose-6-phosphate dehydrogenase activity. The record is from RefSeq and is a predicted model, not a curated record. Gene Ontology annotation, cellular component: cytosol.
GUCGAAGGGCGGGCGACUGUGACGUAAAUCCCCGUCAAGAGAGCCGCCGCGCACUGAUGACACACGCACGGCCUCCCCUCUCCCCCUCCUCCGCCGAAGCCACGCCUCAACUCCAGGAGCCUCAAAGAGCUUCUCCGCAAAACGCAGAUAUAAGUAAGCCGAGGGACAACCGUUAGCUCCACCACAACACGUCCCACGAAACAAACCAACUCCAACAAGGCUCUCAACUACAUCAUACCAAGCCUUUAUCUCAGCCGUUAUCGAAAAAGUCCUGCAUCCGACCUCACAUAGCACCACCAUCACAGAACAUAACCACACCAUGCCAGGACAAACUGCAGACCAGAGCGGCUCCCAGUUCGACCAUGUCUCCAUUAUCGUCUUUGGCGCAAGUGGAGACUUGGCCAAGAAGAUGACCUACCCAGCUAUCUACUCGCUGGUGAAGAACGGCAGACUGCAGAAGGACAAGUUACACGUUGUUGGCACCGCUCGGAGCGAGUAUAAGAUUGAGGACUUCCGCAAGAAAAUUCAACCUGGCAUUUCUAAAAAGGACAAGAGCGAGUCAGAGUCGAAGGACUUCCUGGAAAUAUGCUCCUAUGUCCAAUUGAAGGGCUACGACGACGCGGAGUCGUACAAGAAGCUGAACGACGAACUGAACAAGCUCGAGAGGGGUUCAGGGAAGCAUCUGCGGUUGUUCUACAUUGCUCUCCCGCCGUCCGCCUUUGAAGAUGUGGCUGCCAACGUUCGCACGGCGGCAUGGGCAGAAGGAAAGACGAACCGUAUCAUCAUUGAGAAGCCGUAUGGAAAAGAUUACAAAUCUGCAAAGACUCUGUCUUCUCAUUUGGAGAAGCUCUACAAGGAGGAGGAGCUCUACCGGAUUGAUCACUACCUCGGAAAGGACGCCGUCAAAUGCGUCCUGCCCCUGCGAUUCGGUGCCAACCCCAUCCUCGCAAAUUCGUGGUCUCGCGAACACAUCAAAUACGUCACCAUAAACUUCAAGGAGGAAUUUGGCGCUGAAGGACGUGGCGGUUACUUUGACGAAUUCGGCAUGAUUCGUGAUGUUAUGCAAAACCAUUUGAUGCAGUGGAUCAUUUUGUCUGGGAUGGAGAAGCCCAAGAGCUUGUCUACGAACGAUAUUCACAUCGCAAAGUUGAACUUCAUCAAAGCUUGCCGCCCCAUCCGCCCGGAGGACACGUUAGUUGGCCAGUACGGCGCGUCUUCCAAGGACAAGGACAAGAAGGCUUAUGUCGACGAUGAUACCGUGAAGGACGACUCGAAAGCCAACACGUUCGCCACAGCCGUUCUCUUUGUCGACACUGAGCGAUGGAAGGAUGUUCCUUUUGUCAUCCGUGCAGGAAAAGCUCUGGACGAAACGCGCGCCGAGAUCACAUUCGUCUUCAAAUCCGACAAAGACGCCCUCUUCCCCACCAAAGCGCCCACCAGCUUCACCAUCCGCGAGCACCCCCACCGCUCCCAUACUCUCACCCUGUACACUAAGCAAUCCGGCUCCGGCUUCAGGGUCGUGUCCGCGCCCCUCGCCGUCGACAUGGUAGACACCGAGCUUGGCACCGCCGACAAGUACCAACCCAGCGCAUACGAGUCCCUGAUCUACGAUGCCGUGCAGGGUGACCAGACAUGGUUUAUCCCACGCGAGGAGGCCGAGGAAGGGUGGAAGAUUUGGGAUGAUGCGAUCAAGGGCACGGAGAACCGUACGCCGUUCAAGUACGAGUAUGGAAGCGAGGGCCCGAAGGAGGAGAAGGAGUUUUUGGAGAAGUGGGGUGUGCGGUUUGGAACGCAAGAGACGAGUGUGGCCGAUGUUACCAAGUUGUUUUCUGCGGCGAAGAUCUGAGAAGGGAGGCAGCGGGUAGUACGUUACCCGUGAGUAACUGGAGUCUUUGAGGCCGAGUGGAGCUCCUGUGUGUGAGGAUAUCAUAUGCGUUUGUACAUACAUAAGCUGGCAAAGCAGCGUGUCUCUGUCGACUACCUUUUUGAAUGCAGGGGUUGCGGGGGUAAUGAUGAAGUGAGCGCGUCAUGACGGGAGCGGCGCCUUCUCUCGCGUCGUUGUCUU